Messenger RNA from Epinephelus lanceolatus (giant grouper), 2375 nucleotides. RefSeq names its product family with sequence similarity 83 member Fa (gene sack1fa). The record is from RefSeq and is a predicted model, not a curated record. Gene Ontology annotation, molecular function: protein kinase binding. NCBI's taxonomy places the organism in Eukaryota, Metazoa, Chordata, Actinopteri, Perciformes, Serranidae. Gene Ontology annotation, biological process: signal transduction.
UAGCGUCGCAGCGUCGGAGAGCAGCGGAUCAGGAGAUGGCGGAGUCUCAGCUGGUGUGCAUGGACGAUGAGCACGUUAACGAAAAGAUCCCGGAGACCAAACCGGAGUUUUACUACAGCGAGGAGCAGCGCGCGGCUCUGGAGCAGCUCCUGAAGAACGGGGACGGUGCGUUCAAGAUGCGUCUCAAAGAGGACAACAUCAAGGACUUCCUCUCCGCCAAGGAGGUCAGGUGCAUCCGAAAAACCUUUCAGGAGUACGACACGGACAGUGACGGUGAGUCCGGAGAGCAUGAGAAGUCCAAGGAGUCCUCCAGCGCGGACUCCGGGGUCCACUCCACCUACUGGCCCCAGAUGUCCGACACUGAGGUCCCGUCUCUGGACAUCGGCUGGCCCGGUAGCAGCGGCGUCUAUAAGGGGGUGACCCGGGUGUCCGUGUACUCGCACCCACCCAAGGAGCCCGGGCCCCACAUCAAGGAGGUGGUGAGGAGGCUCAUACAGGAGGCACACAAGGUGGUGGCUAUAGUCAUGGACCUCCUGACAGACCUGCAGAUCCUCCAGGACCUGCUGGAUGCCUCGUCGCGGCGCGGGGUGGCUGUCUACACUUUGCUGGAGGCCAGGGGAGUGCCCCACUUCCUGGAUAUGUGCACUCGUCUGCAGAUUAAUGCGGUGCAUCUGCGGAAUCUCCGUGUGCGGAUGGUGAGAGGUUCAGGGCUGGCCCUGUCGUUUGGAAAGCUGCCCGGGUCCCUGUGCUCCAAAUACAUGCUGGUGGAUGGAGAGAAAGUCAUGUUCGGGUCUUACAGCUUCACCUGGAGUUCCUCCCGGAUGGACAGGAACACGAUCACCGUGAUGACGGGACAAAUUGUUGACUCCUUCGACAAUGACUUCAGGGAGUUGUACGCCAUCUCUGAGCAGGUGGACCUCUACAAGGAGUUCAACAUCACCAAGCCACCUAUUGCUAUGCCCAUUAGGAAGCCAAAGGUGGAGAAAAUCCAGCCUCUGCCCAUCUCCACGUCUCGUUUUCAAGUAUCUGUCGGGGACUCCAGACAGGCCGACCUAAGGGUACCUGCACAUAAAUAUCACAAUCCUAAGUACUCUUUAGUUUUUGGGAACCGUAUGGGCCUCACAGGUUCCCUACAAGACCUGUCUACCAUGAAUACCAUGAACGACUCUCUGACUGGUGGGCUGCACCAUGGGAACGGGCUGCAGAACAACAUCCUUCAUGCCAGCAGGAACAGCAGGGAGGUGUUGGAGCGAGUCCCCCCACAGAGUCCUGCUUCACCUGCAGAGGAAGAGGAUGGAAAGGGGGGCUUGAAGAAGAACCAGGUAGCUGCAGUGAAGAAACAACGAAGCUCCUUCAGGCACUUCCUGAAAGGCAGAGGAGCCAAUCACACCACAGAGACUAUACAGGAGGACGUGGUCACUCCUCAGAGCCCCUUCUCCCCAACUAAGGUGCCAGAGACUAAUGGUGUCGCAGGAAAUGAGGUGGAGGACUCGUUUGAGAUCAUUGAUAAACCUGGUCCACUGAAAACCAAAACCAAGAAACCCUCAAAGGUCAUCCAGAGAAGUAUGUCUCUGCAGACCAUCAACACCGCAGACGAAGACGGAUCUAAAAGCCGCCGGCGGCAUCAAAAGAAGAACUGCAUCCAGUCAUGAGAUCAAAAGCAAGAGAACAGUGUGUCUUUGGAGUUAUAAAGAGGAGCCACAGGAUCUCCUGGUUAAACAUGCUGAGUCACAGUAUCACCUUACUGUAACCAGGUGACAUUACUUCAGUCAGCGUCUCCAGCCUGUUACACUUAAGGUGAAAGUCCUUACAGGGGACUGCUGAUGAGACGUUGUAGUUUAACUAAUCAUGUGAGGAAAAAACUCCAUCAGAGAAUCUCAACAUUGAAGCCAAAAUGCUGAUGGGGGGAGAUUUCAUCGCCAUUAUUUUAGUUUCUCUGUUUUUUGUACUAAAUUAUUUGUGUUUUUUAUAUUGUAUGCUUAACCCCAUCACCAUGAGCAGCCCAGGCUGUGACCCAGGUCGUGUGGGUGGAUUACAUCACACCUGGUUGCUGUGGAGACACGCGAAGUGAUCAGUUGUGCUUGUUGUCCCUGAGUGCCGCCUUACAGAGGACCCUUGGCAACAGAAUAAGUGUUCGUCAGAGUGUGUUGUACAGGCUGUGAAUAAUGAACGCCGCGCUGAGUGGUGUGGUGUUGACACAGGCCUGCUUUGUUUCUACACCGCCAGGUGAGGACUUUGUAUGUUUGCACUUUGGGUUUAUUCAGGUGGGACUGGCAGAGAUUAAAAUGUGAAUCCUUGAGAACCACUCGAAAUGCAAAUAAUUCUAAUUCUGUAGCAGAAAUUGAAUAAAAGACAUGAAAACAGCAGAUAAAAAA